CCCUGCCCCGUCCCCUAGCUUUCGGACUGGUAGAUCUUUCUUCUGUCGUUGCAGUCCAUUCUAGGGUUUCCGCUGCUGCCUCCAGAAUUAGGCAAUGGCGAUCGCUGCUCAGACUCCUGACAUAUUGGGUGAGCGCCAAUCCGGCCAAGACGUUCGCACUCAGAAUGUGGUGGCGUGCCAAGCUGUUGCUAACAUCGUCAAGUCUUCUCUCGGACCGGUUGGUCUCGAUAAGAUGCUGGUUGAUGACAUUGGCGAUGUCACAAUUACUAAUGAUGGCGCAACUAUUCUGAAGAUGUUAGAAGUUGAGCAUCCUGCUGCCAAGGUACUUGUUGAGCUUGCUGAACUUCAAGAUCGAGAGGUUGGAGAUGGGACGACGUCAGUGGUUAUCCUGGCUGCUGAGUUACUCAAGAGAGCAAAUGAUCUUGUGAGAGAUAAGAUUCAUCCAACAUCUAUAAUCAGUGGCUACAGGCUUGCGAUGAGGGAAGCUUGCAAAUAUGUUGAAGAAAAACUUUCUGUAAAAGUUGAAAAACUUGGCAAAGAAUCUCUUACAAACUGUGCAAAGACAAGCAUGUCCUCAAAAUUAAUUGCAAUUGACAGUGAUUUUUUUGCCAAUUUGGUUGUCGAUGCAGUUCAAGCAGUUAAGACUACAAAUGCAAGAGGAGAAGUUAAAUACCCAAUAAAGAGCAUAAACAUUCUGAAAGCCCAUGGAAAAAGUGCCAAAGAUAGCUACUUGCUAAAUGGAUAUGCUUUAAAUACAGGCCGUGCUGCUCAAGGAAUGCCAACUAGGGUUUCUCCUGCAAAAAUUGCAUGUCUUGAUUUUAAUCUACAGAAGACAAAAAUGCAGAUGGGUAUUCAAGUCUUGGUCACUGAUCCAAGAGAACUUGAAAAAAUUCGUGAAAGGGAAGCUGAUAUAACAAAAGAGAGAAUUCAGAAGCUUCUAAAAGCUGGUGCAAAUGUUGUACUAACAACCAAAGGAAUUGAUGAUAUGUCGCUGAAGUAUUUUGUUGAAGCUGGAGCUAUUUCUGUUAGACGUGUUCGCAAAGAGGAUCUACGGCAUGUUGCAAAAGCAACUGGGGCAACUGUGGUUACUACCUUUGCUGACAUGGAAGGAGAAGAAACAUUUGAUGCGACAUAUCUUGGCCAUGCUGAUGAGGUUGUAGAGGAGCGCAUCGCUGAUGAUGAUGUAAUUUUGAUUAAGGGUACAAAGAACUCCAGUGCUGUCUCCUUGAUUCUUAGAGGUGCUAAUGACCAUAUGCUUGACGAGAUGGAUCGGGCUUUGCAUGAUGCAUUGUGCAUUGUUAAGAGGACCCUUGAGUCAAAUACGGUUGUGGCCGGCGGUGGUGCUGUUGAGUCUGCGCUGUCUGUUUACUUGGAAUACCUUGCCACAACUUUGGGAUCUAGAGAACAGCUGGCAAUUGCAGAGUUUGCAGAAUCGCUUCUAAUUAUACCAAAGGUGCUUGCUGUGAAUGCUGCAAAAGAUGCAACCGAGCUAGUUGCUAAACUUCGAGCUUAUCACCACACUGCCCAAACCAAAGCAGAUAAACAACACUUAUCAAGCAUGGGACUGGACCUAUCGAAAGGGACAAUAAGAAACAAUCUCGAAGCUGGAGUUAUUGAGCCAGCGAUGAGCAAAGUGAAGAUCAUACAGUUCGCAACUGAGGCAGCUAUAACAAUUCUCCGUAUCGAUGAUAUGAUUAAGCUUGUCAAAGAUGAACGGGAGAACGCAGAAGAUUAGAUGAUUGUGAUGAUUUCGGUGGAAACAAGUUAUCGGGUUGGCUUAAUUAUAUUUUUGGUUUUGCAGAGUGCUUUCAUUUCCUAAUACUUAAAGACGACUAGUGAAAAUUGAAAUUUGGUUUCUUUGAAGCUUCUAGUAGAAUUGGAAGGAAUAUUAAGUUUCAGUUCUCCAAGUGAAAUUUUGUUGUUACGCUUUAUAUUGGUUAUUUCUCGUAUAUAGAUUUUUCACACUGAUA
Messenger RNA from Zingiber officinale, 1970 nucleotides. Its product is annotated as T-complex protein 1 subunit alpha. Bases 95 to 1735 code for a protein of 546 amino acids. The record is from RefSeq and is a predicted model, not a curated record. Lineage: Eukaryota; Viridiplantae; Streptophyta; Magnoliopsida; Zingiberales; Zingiberaceae. Gene Ontology annotation, molecular function: ATP hydrolysis activity; ATP-dependent protein folding chaperone; ATP binding. Gene Ontology annotation, cellular component: chaperonin-containing T-complex. Gene Ontology annotation, biological process: protein folding. The transcript is spliced from 17 exons.